AUGUGGUCCGAUACAUUUCUCAUUGUAUUUAUCUCAAUUUGUACGGCUCUAUUAGGAGAAGGCUUAACAUGGUUAUUAGUAUAUCGAACAGAAAAAUAUCAAAAGCUGAAAGUGGAAAUUGAAAAGUCUAGUAAAAAACUUGAAAAACGUAAAGAAGCCCAUGGAGACUCUGUCGACAAACAGCAAAAAAAAAAAAUUGAACGUGUUGAAGAAAAACUUAAAAUUAACAAUCGUGAUUUAUCAAUGGUUAAAAUGAAGUCCAUGUUUGCCAUUGGUUUUGCGUUUACAGCACUAUUAAGCAUGUUCAAUAGCAUAUUUGACGGACGUGUUGUAGCAAGAUUACCUUUUACACCUAUUCCCUGGGUUCAAGGAUUAUCACAUAGAAAUUUACCAGGCGAUAAUUAUACAGAAUGUUCUUUUAUUUUCUUGUAUAUAUUGUGUACUAUGUCAAUACGUCAAAAUAUUCAAAAAUUAUUAGGAUUUGCUCCAUCAAGAAUGGCUAACAAACAAAGUGGUGGCUUAUUUGGACCUCAACCUCAACAAUUUAAAUAAAUUUAAUUGAAUAUAAAAAUUAGUAUUAAUAUAAAAGACCAAUUUAUUUUUAUUUUAUUUU
This is a messenger RNA of Melanaphis sacchari, 613 nucleotides long. Its product is annotated as calcium load-activated calcium channel. Gene Ontology annotation, cellular component: cytoplasm; endoplasmic reticulum; endoplasmic reticulum membrane. The coding region runs from base 1 to 552 and encodes 183 amino acids. The record is from RefSeq and is a predicted model, not a curated record. The transcript is spliced from 5 exons. Lineage: Eukaryota; Metazoa; Arthropoda; Insecta; Hemiptera; Aphididae. Gene Ontology annotation, biological process: endoplasmic reticulum calcium ion homeostasis. Gene Ontology annotation, molecular function: calcium channel activity.